This is a messenger RNA of Prunus armeniaca (apricot), 387 nucleotides long. NCBI's taxonomy places the organism in Eukaryota, Viridiplantae, Streptophyta, Magnoliopsida, Rosales, Rosaceae. The record is from the annotation of a GenBank genome assembly.
AUGUUUGGUUCACUCCCCAUGAACAAUCAGCAACAAAAGGUUCCAAACAUUCAACAAGGCCAAAAUGGCCUCAGUCGAGCCACGACCGUUGAUCUCGACCAUGUGUUGGUCGAAGAAGUUACGGAAGUUGCUAGAGGAUCUGUCUUAAGGCCGAAUAAAGCCACUUCAUUGGAGGUCCAACAACUCAUUUGGGCGAUGGAAACUUCAAACCAACUCAACCAUCAACGAAUGCAAGAGACGGCUCAAAAUAUUGCUCAUGCUGUGGCCCAGACCAUGGCCUCUCAAAAUGCUCAAAUGAAUGAAAGGUUGGAUCGAUUGCUAGGCCAACAAAAUGGCCAAAAUGGAAAUCGAGUGGCGCCAAACGGAGUGCUAGCGACAGAGCCUUAA